UAACAAUUCUUUGAGAGAAGAAGGAAGGAAAACCGAAGCUAUUAACAGAGCAACAUCUCUGCAAUGUCCGAUGAUGCGACUGUCCCCUCCGGCCGGUUCUUUAUUCUUCACCAUUCAACUCGCUCCCGACUCAGCGCUGAAGUCGGUCACUGCUUGUUCAUCUGGGUUUCAUACUUGUGCCGCAUGGUGGUCGCAAUCGGUUCAGCUUGGUUCCUAUGUAUGCAAAACUCAUGCCAUCAUGCUUCACAUAUUCAAAUGCUCAAAGCUUGUGGGAAACAUGUGCAACUCCAAUUCUUAAACAGAGAGAGACGGAAGGACACUCUCAAAAUUCCAAACCAGCCGUCCUUCCUUUGCUACUCCCUUCAACUCAGCAUUCAAAGAGAGAAUUCCUUUCUCCUACUCAAAAUGGACGUGAGAUUAUCUUCUGCUCAGACUAAGAACUCCGAGGAUGUUGUGGCCAGUCCUCCCCUUCAAAUUGGGGGAACUGGAAAAUCUUGUCAUCAAUGCCGGCAAAAGAAGGAGAAUUUUGCUGCAACCUGCAAGAACUUAAAGAAAGGGAAGAAUUGUCCGAUUAAGUACUGCCACAAGUGCCUCUUGACUAGGUAUGGAGAGAAUGCUGAAGAGGUUGCACAGUUGGCUAAUUGGACAUGUCCGAAGUGUCGAGGCAUUUGCAACUGUAGUCUUUGCCAAAAGCGACGAGGUGAACAGCCUACUGGUCCCCUGUAUCGUAGUGCCAAGGAAUCUGGCUUUAAGUCAGUUGCAGAAAUGCUUGCAAUGAAGAAGAAUUUAGAAACAUCAAAUCCAUUAAAUGAGGGUAAUCUGAUAAAGGAGACUGAAGUAUUUCUCUCAGGGGAACUUGGAAAUGAAAAUUUUUCAGAUGCAAAUGUCACUGUAGUUUGCACCAAAGAUGAUGGUGGUGAGAAUUUUGGAAUGAACUUAGAGAGCAAAGCAAUUGCAGAGGAAAUUCUUUUGCCACCGGGCAUGGAGUUAAAAGAAAUAUUUGGCAUCCAGUUACCACCCAAAGAGGUUGGGAAUGCGUUGCAGAUUUUAGAGUUUUGCAGAGUGUUUGGAAAGGCUCUUGAUCUCAAGGAAGGAGAAGCUAAAACCAUUUUUAAAGAAUUGAUCAGUGAAGAAAGUAUGGAUGAACAUAACUCCUCACUGAUUCAAUUUCACAUUAGAUUGUUGGAAUUGAUUGUAAGCAAUUCGAAAAAAGAGUCUCCAUCCUUCUCAACCAAGAAUGAAACUAAUUCAUGGUUGAAACAUUUAGAGGAUUUGAUUAUGCAAUCAUAUCAUCUAAAUGAUUUCCCUGUGGAUUGGUUUCAAGAAGGCAUCAGGGGAUACUAUAAAUUGGAUUUGUGUAAAAAGUUUAAACUGAUGACUCUUCUUUGUGACGAAGCUUUGAACACUCAAAAACUAAGGAGUUAUAUUCAGGACGAAAAUUCAAGGCAUGCAAAAGUAGUGAAAGAAACAAAACUUAAGAUUGCUGCCGCUAAAGAAAAGAUAAAGUGUCUUGCACAAAAGUUGCAGAAUGAGAAUGCCAAAGUGUCCUCCAUUCCAGGGGAGGAGCAUGAUGCUCAUAUAAAGAUAAGAACUGAGGUUGACGAAGCACACAUUGAGAUGUUAAGGUUAAAGAGCACAGGUGAAAAAUACAAAAGUGGAUGUGAUGCCACGAGAAUCAAUCCAGAGUUUGUGGACAACAAUGGGAUGACAUUUUGGAAGUUACAAAGUUACAAUGAUGAAUCGGUUCUUCUGCUGCAAGUUUUCUAAAAGAAAGCAUCAAUGCAGAUAUGAAGAUACAAGAUGAAACUGCUACUUUACCUGAAGAAAACUGGUUUGUUUACGGUCUUCCAGAGAAGGACGAGAUUGAUAAAUAUAUAUCUUCAAGGGCUAAAAGACUUAAGAGUCUCAAUUCUCAAAAAAGUUUGUAGGAGUUUAUGUUUAAUGUUAAUUGUUCUUAAUAGCAUACUGCUGGCAAAAACCCUCAUUCCAUAUGGGUCUUCUUUCAGUGGAGUAAUGGUUUCGGUGGAAAUCUCCUCUGUUUUUGGAUUCAAGGACCUUCAUUAUUGUAAUAAUUGUAUAUAAUUUUUUUGUAUUUUAUUUUAGUGGAAUACGAAAUGAAAUGAUUUUUUUGUAAUUUAAUUACUAUUUACAGUUGUAUUUUUUUUAUUUAACUAGUUAGAUGUACAAUGAUAUAUUCAUUAUAAAGUGACAAUGUAUUCUGAAUAUUAUAAUAGUAACAAUAAGAAGAUUUCUA
Vigna angularis (adzuki bean) is the source of this 2254-nucleotide messenger RNA. RefSeq lists its product as uncharacterized. The record is from RefSeq and is a predicted model, not a curated record. Lineage: Eukaryota; Viridiplantae; Streptophyta; Magnoliopsida; Fabales; Fabaceae. Gene Ontology annotation, biological process: regulation of DNA-templated transcription. Gene Ontology annotation, cellular component: nucleus. The transcript is spliced from 14 exons. Bases 64 to 1767 code for a protein of 567 amino acids.